ACAAUACUGGUGUGAGAUGCAUGAUACUUGACAGAUAAACUUGGGUGGUAUUAUUUGAGCACUUAAACGACGUAAGCUGAAAGAUGUCAGUGGUCACGGCCGCUGCUUCGUUGAUGUUGUCACAUUUCCAGUGCGAAAAGAUAUCUGGUGAAAUGGAUAUAUUCUCUCAAGCGGUUCGUAAGUCCCAGCUUGAUCAUCGACUGCAGAAGCCCCCAGUGUCCGUGCAAGAUACAGAAGGCUUACAGUUGACAGGGUAUGUAUCAAGUACUACGUGCGAGGCUAACCCACGCAAGCUUCUUCAGUUACCUGUGGAGAAUACAUCACCAUAGCCCUGAUUACCAAU
Molecule: messenger RNA, 343 nt
Organism: Didymella exigua CBS 183.55
Lineage: Eukaryota; Fungi; Ascomycota; Dothideomycetes; Pleosporales; Didymellaceae
Exons: 1
Coding region: 84-329 (81 amino acids)
Source: RefSeq, a predicted model, not a curated record